AUGGCCAGCCUUCGAAAAACCCACCCUCUCCUGAAAAUCGCAAACGAUGCCCUAGUUGACCUCCCCGCCCCCUCCAAUAUCUCUGUUUGAUGAAACUUCGGCUCUCUCCUAGGUCUCUGCCUAAUCUCGCAAGUCCUUACGGGCCUCUUUCUCGCUAUACACUACACCUCUGACAUUGCCACAGCUUUCUCUUCAGUUGCCCACAUCUGUCGAGACGUGAACUACGGCUGACUAAUCCGAAACAUACACGCCAACGGAGCUUCCUUCUUUUUCAUUUGCAUUUACAUGCAUGUGGCCCGGGGACUUUACUACGGAUCAUAUCUGUACAAAGAAACAUGAAACAUUGGCGUAGUACUUCUCCUUCUAGUAAUAAUAACAGCUUUCGUAGGCUACGUCCUUCCGUGGGGCCAAAUAUCCUUCUGAGGUGCUACAGUAAUUACCAACCUCCUUUCCGCCGUACCCUAUGUAGGCAACACCCUAGUCCAAUGAAUCUGAGGAGGCUUUUCGGUAGACAACGCAACCCUGACCCGAUUCUUCGCCUUCCAUUUCCUACUCCCAUUCAUCAUCAUCGGAGCAACCGCCCUUCACUUGCUCUUCCUACACGAAACCGGAUCAAACAAUCCGCUUGGCCUAAACUCAGACACCGAUAAAAUCUCUUUCCACCCCUACUUUUCUUACAAGGACCUCCUAGGCUUUGCCGCUCUCCUCCUUGCACUCACCUCCCUGGCUCUAUUCUCCCCCAACCUCCUUGGCGACCCAGACAAUUUUACCCCCGCAAACCCUCUAGUCACCCCCCCCCAUAUCAAACCAGAGUGAUACUUCCUUUUUGCCUAUGCCAUUCUUCGAUCUAUCCCUAACAAGCUAGGAGGCGUACUAGCCCUCCUUUCUUCAAUCCUCGUACUCAUAGUAGUCCCUAUCCUACAUACCUCGAAACAACGGAGCAUAACUUUCCGUCCCGUAACCCAAUUCCUAUUCUGAGUCCUCGUUGCAGAUGUUGCAAUCCUAACCUGAAUCGGAGGGAUGCCAGUUGAGCACCCAUUCGUCAUCAUCGGCCAAGUAGCAUCAUUCCUGUACUUCUCCCUUUUUCUCGUCUUUACUCCUGUGGCAGGAUGGCUAGAAAACAAAGCACUUGGAUGAUCUU
This is a messenger RNA of Cheilinus undulatus (humphead wrasse), 1141 nucleotides long. Lineage: Eukaryota; Metazoa; Chordata; Actinopteri; Labriformes; Labridae. The record is from the annotation of a RefSeq genome assembly.